AAAGUCAGUCCGUUUCGGUUGCACCAAGUGGUCGCAGGUCUGACGCGGUCGCCGAUGUCCAUCUGUUCAAAAGUGUAUGUGGUGUGUUUCGGUGCGUCGGCGUUGAUCAAGGGGCGCGGGGUCCGCGUGUGAUCCAUCAUGACCGUGACUUACGGGGGACGGGUGCCGAAUGGCAGCACGUUCGGAUGCUUUUGGAAAGUGCUGGGAAUGUGGCGAGGAAGUGUGUACAAAUUGGUCUGGAGGGAGCUAUUAGCCUAUUUAAUAUUAUAUUAUACAAUCAAUUUCGUGUACAGAUUCGCUCUGAACGAAAGUCAGCAACGGAUUUUCGAGAAAAUCCGCACAUACUUCAACAACUCAGUGGACACGAUACCGAUGUCGUUCGUGCUGGGUUUCUACGUCUCUCUGGUGGUGAAGCGGUGGUGGGAACAGUACAAACUGCUGCCCUGGCCCGACACCCUCGCCCUCUUCCUGAACGCGGGCAUUCCAGGCGCGAAUGAGAGGCAAAGACUGAUGAGAAGGAACAUAGUUAGGUACGCCGUACUGGCUUACGUAAUUACUCUGACUAGAGUAUCGCUGAGAGUGAAGAAAAGGUUUCCAACUUAUCAGCACAUCGUCGAUUCAGGUUUAAUGAUGGAAAGCGAGAGGAAUAUAUUCGAAUUGAUGGAUAAAAAGACGCCCAUGUCCAAAUAUUGGAUGCCGCUGGUUUGGGCGACGAAUAUCAUCAACAGGGCCAGGAAAGAGUCGUUGAUCACCAGUGACCACAUUGUACAAACUUUGCUGACGGAAUUGUCGGACAUUAGAAGGAGAUUGGGAGCUCUAAUCGGUUAUGAUACUGUCAACGUUCCUUUGGUUUAUACACAAGUUGUGUCUUUGGCCCUUUACGUGUAUUUUCUGGCGGCACUAUUGGGUCAACAGUUCGUUCCUUACGCUGACCCGACGACAAUGAAGAAAGAACUGCCAGACGUCUACUUUCCAUUCUUCACGGCUCUACAGUUUUGCUUCUACAUCGGCUGGCUGAAGGUAGCGGAGGUCCUGAUAAAUCCCUUCGGCGAAGACGACGACGACAUUGAACUAAACUGGCUGGUGGACCGACACAUCAAGGCUGGUUACAUGAUAGUUGAUGAAAUGCACGAGGAACAUCCAGAACUGCUUAAGGAUCAAUACUGGGACGAUGUCAUCCCCAAAGAGUUGCCAUACACUGUUGCAUCAGAACAUUACAGAAGAGAAGAGCCAAAAGGUUCUGCAGAAAAUUACAAGGUCAAAACUACUGACGCAAUGUACGCAAAUUUAUUGACACCCUUGAAGAAAACCAUGAUCGACGACAUGUACGCCGACUAUGAAAGCGUCGACACUCCAAUCGUACAAAGAAGGAAGAGUUCCAAUUGGUUCUCCAGACAAAUCUCCAGAACUGGCAUGGGUUCAAUCCGGUCUGCCUCUACAGCUUAUUCAUCAGGAGGUUUGUUCACGCGACACAGAGGAAAUUCCGUGUACGCAAAUCCUGAAAACGGUCAACUACCGGGACAGCAGUCCCAGAAAAUGUCCAUAUACGACAGACUUGUUGGUCGAAAAUCUGGAAGGAGCAGGAACAUACCCAAAAAUUCCAAAUACGGCGCAGCCCCGAUGACCGUAAAGAACCGCCCCAGAAUCCCGACGCCGGACGUGACUAAAGAGGUGGUGGACAAGGAGAGCCGCUUUGUCACCACCCCCGUGACAACAACCCCCAACCAGAUAGCGCCCGGCUUGACGUUGAUGCAGCACCAGAUAGCCACACCGGGCUACUACACGGGCGGCGACGUGCCGACGAUCCAGGUAGUUCUAUCCCCGAUCCAAGAGUUAGAUAGCAACGGUUCCGUAAACAAUACCCUGCACGCCAACCAACCCGGAACCGCGGCGCUAGCGCAGGCGGUUCUGUCGCCCGGUUUGGGUCCCGUACUCACAGCACCUGUUAGCGUACCGAUGACGGUGUCGCAGCUCACAUCCCUAGGUUUGCACGGCAGCCCCAUGCUCACUAGGUCCGUGCAGCAGCACUCACUAAGAAAUCCCGCUUUUACUCAGGCGUUUGAGAUGGAGAAGGCGCCGAGUCCGACGCAGAAAUUGACGCUGACGGAGAUGCCGCCGGACGAGGAGCACCAGCUGAGCAGCAGACAGAGUGACGAUUCCGGCAAUUCGGAGGUGUCGACACCGUCCGUGUCCAACACCACGGCGUCGGUUACUUCGAGGAAAUCGAUGGAAGCGCCGGCCGAAGACAAGCCUUUGUCGCCGAGCGCCUCGGUGCCCAACUCGUUGUCUUCCCUAGGUGGGCAAGAAGGGACGAGGAGCAGGAAGGUGUCCUCUGUUUCGCAGACCGCACCAACCACUAACAGUUCGAAGAGGGGUGAAGUUUACGUUUGAUAUUGAUCGAACUUUAGGUGAUGAAAAGGACUAUUAUGUGAAUUGUUGAUUGGAGAUUUGCCAAACUAGAUUGUGAUCCGCGUCGUUUGAAGGAAGUGGGAGUGUUUUUCAUAUAUUAUUGUGGAGAAUCUCUAUUUGUGAUAUAGUGUAUAAAAAUUAAUUUAGCGUUAGUUUUUAUACCUGAUUAGGUUUUCUGAUUGUAGCUUCGUUACAAGAACUUUUUAUUGAGUCAAAUUAUCUGUGUAAACAAAUAUGCUGUUUAGAUUUAGAAAUACACUUAGAAAUAGUUGGAAUUAUAAUUUUACAAUUAUGAAUUGUUUGAAAAUAGAUACUGUUAAAUUGUAUAUAUUUUCUUGUUGUAAGAAUUCUUAGUGUACAUAUAUUGUAAGAGAUAUAUGAAUAUUUUUAUUAAAACUUUAUUAGACAAAACAUUUUAUGAAAUUAUUGACUAUUUAAUUAUUAUACCUAAGGUGCUAUAUAUUUUAUAUGUAAAUAAAAUUUUAAAAUA
Molecule: messenger RNA, 2899 nt
Organism: Aethina tumida (small hive beetle)
Lineage: Eukaryota; Metazoa; Arthropoda; Insecta; Coleoptera; Nitidulidae
Gene: Best2
Product: bestrophin-2
Exons: 10
Coding region: 139-2391 (750 amino acids)
Molecular function (GO): chloride channel activity
Source: RefSeq, a predicted model, not a curated record